This is a messenger RNA of Drosophila nasuta, 1709 nucleotides long. RefSeq lists its product as uncharacterized. Bases 69 to 1664 code for a protein of 531 amino acids. Gene Ontology annotation, molecular function: long-chain fatty acid-CoA ligase activity. Gene Ontology annotation, biological process: long-chain fatty acid metabolic process; fatty-acyl-CoA biosynthetic process. NCBI's taxonomy places the organism in Eukaryota, Metazoa, Arthropoda, Insecta, Diptera, Drosophilidae. The record is from RefSeq and is a predicted model, not a curated record. The transcript has 5 exons.
UAUUCCACAUUUGACUGCAACUUGCGAAGGUGAAGUGAGUGAGCAUCGGAAUAGUCGUAAUAGCAAAUAUGGCAGCACUACCCACCACCUAUAAUGAAAAGGAUAAUACCUGGAGUGGUGCCAAGCGUAACUCGAUCUUCAACUAUGAUACGUCUGUUGGGAAAAUUAUAUUCAAUACCAUGAGAAAUUGGCCAAAGAAUGUUUGUCAAAUCAACGAUGUUGAUGGUGUAUCAUUGACAAAUGGUCAAGCUAUUACUUGGGCCAUACGAAUUGCGCAGUAUUUGAAGAAACGUGGCCUUAACCAUAAGGAUGUUAUUGGGAUAUCGGCUAAGAAUACGACUUAUGUGCUUCCUUUGGGCAUUGCUUGUCUGAUGAACUCCACCCCUUUCCAUGCAGUAAAUCCCAUGCUUGAUGAGGAAACCAUCAAGUAUGUUUUCGAAUUAACCAAGCCAAUGGUCAUAUUUUGUGAUGGUCACGAAUACGAGAAAAUCCAUUCGGCAACUCGGGGCUGGCAUCCAGAAAUAUUUACGAUGGUUGAUCAUAUCGAGGGUGUGCCCAAGAUUGAGACUCUGUUGGAUGCCACAAAUACGGAAAUGCUUUAUCAACCUGAACUGCUUAAAAAUGGUGGAGAUCAGACAGUGGCUAUUUUGUGCUCUUCGGGAACUACGGGAUUACCAAAGGCCGUCUGCUUAUCCAACAGCAUCCUUAUACAGGACAGCAUGCUGGUCACCAGCGAAUCGAUUAUCUACACAUCGAGUUCCUUGGAUUGGAUCACUGGCCUCUGGGCCUUUAUUUUCAGCACAGUCUUUGGCUGCACUCGCAUCAUAACCAAUAAGCCCUUUAGUCCCGAAUAUUUUGUGGAGUUGGUGAAGAAGUACAAGAUCAAUUAUGCUGUGGUACCUCCUCGUCAUCUUUCCGCUUUGAUCACUUGCCCGGAGGCAACGACUGAAGCUCUUUCGCCCAUUCGCAUGCUCAACUAUGGCGGAGGUUUGGUUACGUUGACAACAUUACAGCGGGCCCAGGAGAUAUGCAAGACUGCCAUGUUCAAUUCGGGAUAUGGCAUGACCGAAGUGGGUGCUAUAACUGGUAAUAUUGGGAUUAGUAACAACAACUCGGCUGGUCGCUUAAUGCCGGGCAUUAAAAUCCGCAUUGUCGACGAGGAAGGCAAGAGCUUGAGUUAUAAACAAGUGGGCGAGAUUUAUGUGCACACCGGACAGGCAUGGAAUGGUUACUACGGCAAUCCUGUGGAGACGCGGCGAAUGCAGGACUUUGAGGGUUGGUUCCACACUGGUGAUUUGGGAUACUUUGAUGAGCAGAACUUCUUGUAUAUUGUGGAUCGCAAGAAGGAGAUCCUCAAGUAUCAGGGUCUGCAUUAUUGGCCCACAGAAAUCGAGACUGUUAUUGCGGAGCUGCCACAGGUGCAGGAUGUGUGCGUUGUGGGCAUCUACGAUGAGCGUCAAGGCGAUGCUGCUGGCGCAUUGAUUGUCAAGCGAAAGGGAUAUGAGAUCAACGAGAAGGCGAUCAUCGAUCAUGUGGCCAAGCGAUUGACUGGUGUGCAGAAGCAACUUCAUGCCGGCGUUCGCUUCACUGAUAAACUGCCAGCGAAUUUUAAUGGCAAGACGAUCCGAAAGGCAGCGCGAGACGUAUUUGUUUCCAUUAAAUAAUUUAUAGAUACCUUUAUAAAUAAAACCUAUUAUAUUACCUUUGAA